This is a messenger RNA of Macadamia integrifolia, 1101 nucleotides long. RefSeq names its product DEAD-box ATP-dependent RNA helicase 5-like. The record is from RefSeq and is a predicted model, not a curated record. Lineage: Eukaryota; Viridiplantae; Streptophyta; Magnoliopsida; Proteales; Proteaceae. The transcript has 5 exons. Bases 1 to 1101 code for a protein of 366 amino acids. Gene Ontology annotation, molecular function: ATP binding; RNA helicase activity; RNA binding.
AUGGAUGCCAUUUUCGUUAUUUCCAAAAAUCAAGUAGCGUUAACAAAACCUCUUCUCCGAAACUGUUUUCUGAACCCUAAAAAGCGAACUAGUCUCCAGUCUCCACUUCCUGGGAUAUUGGCUCUGGUUCGCUUUCUCGCCAUGGGUAAGAAACUCAACGAAGCUCUGCAAUUAGGCGAACCAGAAACCCUAACAACUGAAGAAAACCAUGUAACUGAGGAGAAGAAGACGAAGAAGACAAAGAAGAAGGAUAAGAAAAGGAAGAGCAAGGAAAGGAAACACGGUCAUUUCAAUGAAGAAAACCCAACACCAGAACUGCUUGAGAACGGCAGAGAAGAAGCUAAGCCAAAAAGGAAGCUUGAAGAAGCGCUAGAGCCUUCAGAAGUCAAUGGAAGGGAUAUUGACAGCAAGAAGGCGAAGAAGAAGAAGGGGAAGAAAGCAGACGAAUCGAAUUCGAGCAAAGAACUCGACAGUAAUCAUGUCAAAGCUAGUGAAAACAAAAGGGAUGAGUCAGUCACUAAUGGGUCUGUGACUGUGUCUGGAAACAACACAAAAGAUUCCAAAUAUGCAGCUUUGAGCUCUUUUACUGAAGCCAAGCUCCCUGAGGAAGUACUUGAAUGCUGCAAGAAGUUCAGCAAGCCUUCUCCAAUUCAAUCCCAUGCUUGGCCUUUCCUUUUGGAUGGCCGGGAUUUCAUUGGGAUCGCUGCAACUGGAUCAGGUAAAACGUUGGCAUUUGGGGUUCCUGCUUUGAUGCAUAUUUUGGGCAAGGAGGAUAAGAAAAAAUCCAAGAGAACGAAUCCUCUUUGUCUUGUACUCUCACCUACAAGGGAACUAGCUCAACAAAUUGCAGAUGUUCUGUGUGAUGCUGGAAUGCCUUGUGGUGCCAGAACAGUUUGUUUGUAUGGAGGGACUUCCAAAGGACCUCAAAUAUCUGCUUUGAAGUCUGGAGUGGACAUUGUUAUUGGGACUCCUGGCCGUUUGAAGGAUCUAAUUGAAAUGGGUGUGUGUUGCUUGAAGGAAGUAUCUUUUGUGGUGAGUAGAACAUCAUCUGAAAAUAUUUUUGCUGAUGGUUAUGAUGGGUGCCAUUUCCUCAACUUCUGA